This is a messenger RNA of Schistocerca nitens (vagrant locust), 7649 nucleotides long. RefSeq lists its product as uncharacterized. The transcript is spliced from 6 exons. NCBI's taxonomy places the organism in Eukaryota, Metazoa, Arthropoda, Insecta, Orthoptera, Acrididae. The coding region runs from base 982 to 1836 and encodes 284 amino acids. The record is from RefSeq and is a predicted model, not a curated record.
CGGAUGCAGAACAGCCGGCACUAGUCUUGCGGUCCGCGCCUGACGCGAGGGGACCGCCGCCACCGCAGCCGCCACUGUGCGCAGUGCUACCACCAUAACGGACGCCCCUGUCGCUGUGCUCCCGUGACAGCCCCGCGCAGGUGCAAACGCGGACGUAGAGCAAGUCACUCAGUGGAAACGGGCAGUCGAGUUCCCCGUCCCCUACUACAGUGAACGGCGACAGGACAAGAGGUAGAGGUUCAGACUCGCCGCGAACCUUCCGUCGCGUUUCCCGCAAUUUCUUCUAUAUUUCGGCAACACUUGUUGCUUUGUAUACGGAACUGCCACUCCAGCGACGUCCGAUUUUGGCAGAGUGUCUGAAGUUUGACGUGUGUUCUGUAUUUUCUUAUUUUGCUCGGUAGCGAACUCGCUUUUCAUGCUAAACUACUGAGCGACUCCGACCCAAUACCGGCAUAGUGAUUCUUUUUUUCCGGUUCUGCAAUUCCUCCGUGGCUUCAGAAACACUUGUUGCUUAGAAUACAGGAGUGCUGUCUCAGCAACAAUACCCAAAUACCGGCAAAGUGUCUCCAUCUUCGCACAAUCCUUCUGCGAUAGUUAUCGAAUGUUUCUCAGUCAUUCACUCAUUCUUGCCGUUAUAUACGAGGAUACCUCGAGAAAAAAAUGAAAAAUGGCUUGAAAAUUGGGAUACAGACUACCCUAAAAGGACCUUGCAGUAGUUUGAUAGUUUAAUGUAUGUUCGCGAAAUAGCUUACAGAGUAUGUGUCUCAAGUUUCCAGCAAAGCUGCUGACACACCUUUACGAGACUAAAUUAGUCGCUUAUAAGUAACUUACACAGCACCUCAGAAAUUGGUGAACUGUCCGUUGAUGGGAAAGUAGUGCUAACGCUUGGUUACCUCGAAGGCCUGCCCGAGUGUCUUCGCUUGAUGUUCAUCACCAGUGCAGUGGAGCAACACCAGUGACUUUCUUAAAGCGGCAGUGGAAAUGAAGGGGAGACGAGCCUGGAGUUUCCUGCUGUGGGCCACGGUCAUCGGGGUCGCCACAGACGGCGGGCAGUGCCUGAGCGACAUCAGCGUGCUGGUGGAGCCGGCGGUGGCGGCGAGCGGCGGCAGCGCGCUCGUGCUCUGCCUCUACCAGCUGGAGGGCGACGCGCUCUACCAGGCGCAGUUCUACCGCGGCAACCGCGAGAUCUUCCGCUGCCUCGCCAACGGCGUCUGCAAGAUACUCCCGCUCUCCGGCAUCGUCAUCGACAUGACGCACUCAAACGCUACCCAGUUGCGGCUUCUGGAUGUUCAGCGAGAGGUUUCCGGAAAGUUCACUUGCGAGGUCACCGUCGAGAGUUCACGGAAGCCCUUCUCUACGAAAAGGGGCCACGCAACUUUGCAGGUCGUCGUGCCGCCGCAGGGCCCGCUCAGCCUUGAGGUGGAGAGCGUGUCGCGGUACAGACCCGGAGACCUGCUGAGGGCCGAGUGCGAGGCGCCGCCCUCCGACCCUCCCGUCGAGAUGCUCUACCUGCUCAACGACUUCCCAGUGAACUCGUCGCUGACGCAGCGCCACAACGACAGCAACCGGCUGAGUCUGCGCGUCCGCCUGCAGCGGAGCAGCUUCACGGCGCGCGGCGAGCUCUCCCUGAAGUGCGUGGCCUUCCUGUCCUCCGUGUACCGCCGCGUCGCCGAGAGGGACAUCGGCGCCACGCCGCAGCCCUACCCGCAGAAAGUAACAUCUGGAUGCGCCGGAAGAUACCCGGCUCAAGGCUUUUGUUUCCUGCGCGAUCGAGCGUCGACGUCCUGGUUUCUGGCGCUGGCGACGCUGCCGCUGCUGCUCGCCCCGACGAGGUAGCCUCGGCCUGCAGUGUGUGUGUGGACCGCACGGCGCAACGUCUCGAAACUUCGCAACCUGGGGAUGUGCAGAGACAGAGGGGGUCUAGAAAACCGCCACCCUGCGUGAUAUCCCGAUGAAAGACUCUACGCAUCUGCUCAUACACAAUGAAUACUUUUUGUACAAAAAUAAGUGUGUUCUCCACCACAAAUAAUUAGAGCAAACAUGAAUGUCACAACUAUGAUAUUCCGGUAGAAUACCCAGUUUAUAUAUGAGACGCGUCGCUAAUUCCUGUAUAACUGACAUCUAUGUGAAAUGAAGGUAUUCAGUUGUAGUCAUGUUUUAUCUGUGAGGCUAUCCAUGAACAAAUCCAACGAGAAAUCGAGUCCACAUGGAUAAAAUUUUGUUAAUUGACUCAUAUCCUACAAUUUUUGUUUGAAUAUUAGAAAUUAAGUUAAUUUGCAUUUGGUCAAUCACUAGACACGUCAGCCACAAUUCAGUGUUUUUUGUACAGAAAGAAAAUUUAACUCUGAAUAAAGGAACGUGAGAUUCUUUUUCCCAUCCAUCUCACGUGGCUACAGCUACGAGAGAAGCCUCUCAGCCUCAAACGCUACAGCAAGUAAAGCUUUCGGAAAUUUGGCUAUACCAUGAACGCUUUAUCACGAGUCUGUGUGAAUAUCGUGAAGAAGAUCAACUCACUGUCACCACUUCGCUGCCGGGAAAUAUUUAGAGCUGUAUUUACUGAUCAGAUCUGGUUUAGAUUGUUAAUGAUCGUACAUUUUUCAGAUACAAGACACUGCCUACUAAGAUUUCACUCCACGUUUACCUACAAGCGGAAAUUGUGAUUUAUGCAGUAACUUUUCGUUGGCCCCACCACAUCGCCACUCCUUGUAACGGUGUCAAUAGCUUUGUAUUAAUGUCAGACCUGAUAAAGUGGAUAAUAAUUAUGGACGUGACCGACUAUUUAUGACGGGAAUCUAGUGAAGUAGUAGCGAAAUCUAGCAAUGGAAAUAUCGCUUUGUUUUUACGAGAGACGCCAUGUUUCUUUGCAGAAUACCUUCUUGUUAAAGACUAUGCUGCACUUGCAUAAUUAUAACGACCUACCGGAGCAAUUUCCUUUAUUCCUUGCUAAUAAGAUUAGUACAGUUGUCCUUUUGCAGAAUUCUUUACACGAAAAUAUGAAACGGCAAGUUAUUUAAUUUCGUCUCACUUUGAAAAGAAACGGUAAUAGCUACAUACUCCGUUACAAUACCCAGUCUGUGAGAACCUGCAGCCGUAGAUGUCAUUCUCCUUUCUUGUGUUUUAAGACCUCUCAUCGGACCGCGUAUUUAUCUUUUCGUCUGAUACAGACUACUCCAUACGCCUACUUUCUUGACUACUGCUCAUGAUGUUGAAACAUAAAAGUCUGACGUAUGUUUCUUUACAACGAAAGACUUUGCAAUAUGCGUGCGAUGCUUUUGAUGGCCUUCACAAAUGGGUAUCUGUGAAGGUAAUAAUGAACGAAGUGUUCGGAGUAGGUUCCUCUACACUUCUUCGUGGCUUAGCUGGCGAUGAAAUGAGACGGACUAUUACAGAUUUGAGGUCGUGAAAUCGUAAUGAUAGGCCAACCAGGUGCUAUAGUAAGUGACAAGAGGUAUAUGAAGUUACUUCUGCUUCGUAGGUGAGAAACGUGGCUAAUGAAUCACUAUGUAUUGUCCUACAAGUUCUGUGGCUUAUAAAGAUCGCAUAUCAUGAAAGCCGCUAAAUCACCACUGUGACAGCCAAGAGCCAGAAGCAUGUGAUACAUGAUUGCUAAUACCUUCGCCGAAAGGCAGUACGUGCAACUGAUCGCAAACUCUCGUCCUUGCGAAAGAAUUUUCAGAAAGCCCAUUUGGUAGGGAAUAACAUCGCACUGAUAUUUAGAGCAGUAUUGCAUUCAAGAGAAUCUUCUUUAUAUCUCCCAUCCAAUUUGCAGAGAUAUGUUGAGCACAGCGAGACGAAUGGUGGAAUGCAGAUGUUUGGUAAACUCACAACAUGAAUCGUGUGCUUAGAUGAACUUGUAGGAAGCGUGACUUCUUUUCACUGAAUGUCUCAGGAAUUCAUUCCCGCGCACUGACUUCACGGGACGCUUAGUGUUUAGGAAGACUCUGAGAAACUCUGCACCUGUUUUAACCAUACAGGAAAGAGUUCACUGGUUGAGUUGGCAGGUGUCUUUCACCAGAAACGCUUUAUAUAGUUGCUAAUCAUUUAGCGUGGGCGAUUUCCUCCCGUUAAAGACCAUAACGCUACGUACCUUUUGUGGGAAGACGGCCCUUUUCAGGUGCACCCGCUGAAAACUGCAACUGACUUUGGUGUGAAGAAAGUUCAGAACUUAUUACGCAUUUGGAAUGAGACAGUAAUAUACCAGGGCUCGAUAUUCCAUUCGAUCGCAGAGGAAACCGCGACAAACAUAACGCGGACAUUCGCAGUAAUUUUGUCAAGAUAUUUAGAUAUAGUUGUAUCUCACCUAAACAAAGUUGUUUCCGUGUAGCCCCAAGGCUGCUACCAGUGUCCACAGGCCCCUUACAAUCGGAUCACUGCGCACUCUAUACCUCGUCGGGCUGCACGUGUGUUGUUAAGCGCUACGCUGCUAAUGUAACUCUGAUGACCUGCACGAUGAUCUUGCAUAUCUUGUAGGUAUAUUGUACCUGUCGAAAGAACCAUGAUAUUCCAUCGUUCUAGGCCCGCUUUCUAUUAAGUGACCAUCACGAGACAACCACUAACUUGUGCCUUAUCCACCAUGUCAGAACCAACUAGGAAUAGUCUAAUGAAGGGUGUGUGGAAAAGAGCAGCAGUGAACUUCUUAACUGGUACUUAAAUGUCGCUUCAGAGUACGAGUAUUUACGUAAUAGAGCGAUGGAGGCCAAAGAUUUUCUUUCACCCUUUCAGGACUAAAUUUUCAGGGAAAACGUGACAUUUCGAAAGAGAGGCAUAGAAUAUACAACAGCAACAGCCUACAAAAUAAUAAUUACUGAGAGCCACCUAUAUCGCAGUGUCAUGGAUUAUAAGAUAAAGUACAGGAAGAAAAUAAGAGUAAUGUAAACGAUAUUUUUUAAAGUUUUGAGAUAUUACACACACACAAAGAGAUAUAUGUACAUAUCUGCGUGUGUGUUUGUGUGUGUCUGUGUGUGUGUAGUCAUGUACAAAGUACAUUCGAUGCAGGAAAAAAUCUUUCAUCAAAUAUAUAUAGCUUCAUAUCAAAAGUAAAACCUAUGAAAACAGUUUUGUUGAACACAAUUACUAUACAUACCUGUGACCAGUUCGAGGCCGAAGCCUAUCUUCAAAUACUAGCAUAUAUUUUAUAUGCCAUUUUACUUUUUCUUUAUGUGGAGGAGAUUUUUAUACGUAUUUAUUUAUAUUUAAUUUAUGUUUUUCUUCUGUGUCACAUGGCGUCUGAGGAUAAUUUGGUGGAUAUAAGCACAAAAUUGAAGAUACAUCGUAUAUUCUUUUAGAAAUCACUUCAUUUGAUGAAACUGUAUAUGACUAAUUGCUCAGUUUGUCUUGUUUUACUUCUCUAUACAGUUGCGGAGUUCGCUCGCUCUCACAGGUAUAGCAGCGUAGAUAUUUUUGUCGCUUACACAGGCGAAAACAAAUUUUGCAGCUGGCCCUGGGGCAGCUUUCAAUCUGCUGAAUCCGCACAUCGCCCCAGGCAGCGCUAUCACUGGCUUCGUUUGCUCGGCUAAUGCGCUUAUAUCCAGGCGAGUAGCUCGCAGUUUUCACGCUAACGGAGUUUCUUUGCCGACGGGAAAAGCUCUGAAUCUGGUAACGCACUGUUUUCUGAGAUAACUGUCAAAACCCAGCGAUGUUGGUGCUGUAAACAGGCAAAGUGUUUUCAUAACGUGCUCCCUUGUCGUCUUUCUCCUUCUCUCCGUAUUACCGCUCGCAGACAGUUGCCUCAGUGCUCGGACCAGCUAAGUUCCGCUCCUUUUGGAAUUAGUCUGCUACCGAAUGUAAGAUUUAUUUUAAUAAGCAUCUGUCUUUGUUCGUUGACAGAGGUGAAACAACGUAAGUGGAUCUCAAUUUAUAUAAUUUAAUCUCUUUGUGCGUUUCAUUAGUAAAAGUAUUUUUGAAAAGCUCUGUUAAAGUGUGGUCCUAAUUAAAAUUUUUCCGGAGGCUGUGAGAAAAGCCCUUUGAUAUAUUCGUCAUUAAAUAACAUGUCCAUAAUUAAUUAAUAACUGUCAUUUUUUAAUCUGUGUAGAUCUGUGAAGGGCGUGAGGAUUUUCACUGGUAACUAUUUUUCCGGUUCACUAAACUAGUGAGUUGUCAUAUAUCACCAUAUUAAUAUACGUUUUACAUACCUUUCCAUUCCAUUUCGUACCAAUGGCAGUCUUUUGUGCAAUAGCUUGCUGACUGAAAUUUCUCAGCAGUUCAGAAAGAGUCUGGGCUGUAACUACCAGCAGUAUCUCUCUUUAGUCCAAAGAGAGACAGACUACUAUCCCCCAGAGAGCUGGAUUCUUCUGCUGUCACGGAUGACCCGCCAGUAUAAUAGAGAUGUAGUUUCUACACCUGCAUCCCCCUUUCAGUUACUGGAUUUGUUCGAUUUAGGAAGCAUUCACCUAUCAUCAUGUGCUAUAACGCAAGAUCAAAAUGAAAGCCAUAGUUUUCCCUCUCUAUACCAAAUACUACGUAUUGUUCGAGGAUGAAACACUCUCAAAAUGAGGUGGUUGGUUCGUAAAAUAUUCCUCAGAUAACGCAAGUAAUGACAAUACUCAACAAGGUUUUCGAUUUACUGUUCGGUGGCUGAAGUUCCAGUUAUUCAGGAGAUAUCUAUUUUUAAAUUUUAGUCUCUCGGACCGCUUGACCCACUGGGUCUCAUAGCCAAUCUGGCUAUGAGAAUUAUGUUCUCCGUUUUACGUACGACGGUAAUAAUGAAAAACUGAUUUCCUGGGAGAAAGGCUUAAUAAAUUGUAUAAAUCAGUUCAAGAAAUGUUUAGUGCUUACUGGAAAUGAAAUCAUCCUAACGUUGUAAAAAUUUUAUACAAAAGUACAUGAACAGACUGUCAUGGCUUGAAAUAAUCGUUUGUAUUCCACUGGGAAGAAUCUACGAAGUGCAUUUGUUCUUAAAAUGGUAAUUUUAUACGGAAUGCGAUUAUUUUUUACCUGAGAAAUGGAAUUGUCAUACAUUAUAAUUAAUCAUAAUAAAAUACCGUUUAUACGGUUUUUUGGAAAGUGCUAAUGAAUUUGUAUCAAUGAACUUUACACCAAUGUAAGUGGUGACGGCGUCCUCCGUGGUGUGUAGUUUAUAACUUAAAUAGAAGGCGCUAAAUACAACCACCUACGUCGCAAAACUUUAUUACGUUAGCAUGACAGCGUGUUCUUGCAGCCUUCUCCUAAAUUUUCCCUAAUUUCUUACGCACUCCUACACACAAAAGAAAGCGAAUGUCAUAUAAAUAUAUUUUACAGUGUAUCUUGCUUAACCCUCUGCCUGACAAAAGUUGAUUGACAAGAUGUAUUCUGUGGAAGGUAAUCCAUUUUACAUUACUGUGUACAUCAAAUGUGCACAAAUUUAUCAGACGAGUUUGUAUUACACCCACGCUCACGUAGCUCCCCGCCCAAAUGUUUCAUUAAGCAAAGAUAAAAGAAUUGUAAUUGGGAAUACUAUGCACUACCUGGCAGAAAAAGAUCGUCUGUAAUUACAAAAGUUGUAUAUUAUAACGACGUUUUACAUGUCAGUACGUCAAUUGUAACAGCUUUGUGCCACGUUACUAUGUUUUGUAUUGUUCUCUACAUGUUUUAACAAUUCAACAAGUGUUAAAAGAUGCAUAUAAUGAUUGUAUAACGAAAUUGUAUAGUAUUAAAAAUUUCAAUUAUGUCGA